Messenger RNA from Racocetra fulgida, 217 nucleotides. The record is from the annotation of a GenBank genome assembly. Lineage: Eukaryota; Fungi; Glomeromycota; Glomeromycetes; Diversisporales; Gigasporaceae.
UAAUCCUUGCUCUGGGAAAAUCAGGAAAUGGAAAAAGCUUUACAGCUGGUGUGUUCGGAGCGAUAAAUGCGAUUGCAAGUUCCUCGUCAAUAAGUGUUACUUCAAAGGUGGAAGUUCACGAAUCUGAUAACUAUGUCUACAUUGACAACCCAGGUUUUGAUGAUUCUGAUGAACAUAUAAUAGAUGAGGACACGGAAAAACAGAUACUUCAUACAAU